Leptopilina boulardi is the source of this 6480-nucleotide messenger RNA. RefSeq names its product roquin-1 (gene roq). The record is from RefSeq and is a predicted model, not a curated record. The transcript is spliced from 16 exons. NCBI's taxonomy places the organism in Eukaryota, Metazoa, Arthropoda, Insecta, Hymenoptera, Figitidae. Gene Ontology annotation, molecular function: metal ion binding. The coding region runs from base 160 to 2850 and encodes 896 amino acids.
UCGAUGAAAUUACUUAUAUGAAGUGACUAAUCCAAAAUAUCAUGUCAAGUUCAUCUCAUUAUCUGUGUUUUGCGGAUGUUCGUUAAAUAUUUCAGUGAAAGAAUUAUAGGAGAUGUGAUUUGUUAAUUAAUGUAAUGUUUUCUGAACGUAAUCACGAGAAUGCCAAUACAGGCACCUCAGUGGACUGAAUUUCUUUCUUGUCCCGUUUGCUGCCAUGAUUUCGAUGUGGCUAUACGUGGACCCAUAUCUUUAGGAUGUGGCCACACAAUAUGCCGCACGUGCCUUGCAAAUUUACAUCGUAAACAAUGUCCAUUUGAUCAGAGUUCUAUAAAUACGGAAAUAGAAAGUUUACCAGUGAAUGAAGCCUUACUUCAAUUAGUGGGAAAUCAAAUUCCAAACAAUGUUGCGGUGAAUUAUCAAAAACUUUUACCACCCGACGAACUCAAUCAUUAUUUGGUGGCUAAACGUUGCAUUGAGGAGCUUGCACUUUAUCUAAAACCAUGUCAAGCAACUCCAAAUUCCACUUUAGGAGUGGGACUUGUAUCACGUCCGAUGCAAAGAAAAUUGGUAACAUUGGUGGGAUGUCAAUUGGUGGAACCAGAAGGACGUGCACGAGCCGUAAGAGCUGCAAGAAGUUUGGGCGAACGAUCAGUAACCGAACUUAUUUUACAGCAUCAAAAUCCACAACAACUAAGUGCGAAUCUUUGGGCCGCUGUCCGCGCCCGAGGAUGCCAAUUUCUUGGACCCGCAAUGCAAGAAGAGGUUUUGAAACUCGUGCUCCUAGCUUUGGAAGAUGGAUCAGCUCUUUCUCGAAAAGUCCUUGUUAUGUUCGUCGUUCAACGUUUGGAACCACAUUUCACACAAGCUUCAAAAACAAGUAUUGGACAUGUCGUACAACUAUUGUAUCGAGCAAGCUGCUUUAAGGUAUCGAAACGAGAGGGAGAUUCUUCUUUGAUGCAACUAAAAGAAGAAUUUCGCACUUAUGAAGCUCUGAGACGAGAGCAUGACGCUCAAAUAGUUCAAAUAGCAACAGAAGCCGGAUUACGAAUCGCUCCCGAUCAGUGGUCAGCUUUAUUGUACGGCGAUACUGGUCACAAAUCUCAUAUGCAGAGUAUCAUUGAUAAACUUCAAACUCCACAAUCAUUUGCCCAAAGUGUUCAAGAAUUAAUAAUGGCACUUCAACGUACACCCGAUCCAGGACAACUCAGUAGUUUGCGACCGCAACUCGAACUUUUAGCAGCAAUUGAUCCCAGUCCAGAAAGUGAACCACCUUCUUGGAUAGAAUGUCGAGAGGCAUUGGAAGCAGUAAGAACUGUCGUAUCUGCCUUAGUAGAAUUUAUACAACAGCAUGGCAAUAGAAAAUCUCAAGAUGGCGCUCACAAUACGGGACAACCAAAAUAUAAAGUCAGCAUGUGUCGUGAUCUUGCUAUUAAAGGAUCUUGUCCACGUGCUACUAAUUGUACAUUUGCUCACAGUGGUCAAGAGCUCGAUAAAUAUCGAUCAAAAAAUCGAAAAAUGAGUAUAAGAUCGAAUUUACCUUUAACUGGAGUUUCAGAAUCUAAGGCUGAGAAAUCCGUAAUUGCUCCAAUUAAUAAAGGCUUUAAGUGCGACGAUACAAAUUAUCCUCCGAAAAAUCUUGAUUACAUACACCGAGAAGGUUUCACUCCGAUUGUCCAACAUCCAACUGUUACUAAUGAAAAUAAUUUUAUUGGAUCGUUGACAAACUAUAUGCUGCCUCCACCGCAAGGAUUUUCCUCGAAAAAUGAUGUACAACAUUCACAUUAUAUUGUACCAGGAGUGCCAUUGGAUUAUUCGGCUACUAAUUUACAAAUAUGGGAGCCAAUGCAAAUAUCAAAUAAUGUGCAGAACAGUCAACAAAGCAACAACAAAAAACAAAGAACAAUGGCGAAAACUUUAGCAAUGUUGCUACAAAGGAAAAUGGAGAUAAUUAAUCAACUUGAAAAUAUUGUUGGAAAACAAUCGACACCAACUUUGAAAACGAAUUAUGAUAUGCAGGGAGAUAUUUUGACGCCGAAUUUUUCAAUUUGGACAAACGCUUCUGGAAAUCAAAUAACACCGUCGACAAAUAUUAAUUUCAAUAAUUCGUAUCGCCGGCCAGACUCUGUGCUUUUCGAUGAUGAAUUUGUACCUUUUGAUGCCUCAACUGCCAGCAAUUAUGGUCCAAUUUCAAGACUUUCAAAAACAGUGCUUAGACCAGCUAAUGGUAUACAACAGACUGGAUAUUAUGGAGAAGGAAUUACAUCUCCUUUACCGACAAUACGACCAGUGCCUGCAACAAGUCCAAUAGCUCCUUGGUAUUAUGGUCAUCAACCUUUCACCACAAUUAAUACCAAUGGAGAUAUACCACCAGUCGCAAAUUCUGUUUUUAGUGAAGGUUUUAUAACAUUAAGUCGAAAUGUUCCAGAACAACCUUCUCAUGUACAAUUUUCAAGACAGGAUUGCAUGUCAAAGGAUUUGAUCUUGGAAUCACAGAAAGUGAAACAACAAUUGAAACAUUUGGAGAAAAAAAUAAACGACUUAAAGCUGGCAACGCAAGGAGCUGCGUUUAACGAAGGCGAAAGGCUAACCCAAGAACUUCAAAUGAUUGAAGCAGGUAUCAGGGAAAAGGAAAAAGAUGUUCGCAAUUGGAAUCCUUACAGUAAUACAUCUUGGAUUCAGCCGCCAAAUAAUUUGACUAAUUCUUUAAAUAGAGAUUGCAAAUCAGAAGAAGAAGACACAUACGAAGCUGCAAUCGCUAACGAUAUGCGAGAACUAGAAUUACGAUGGGACUUUGAGUUUCAAGAACAAGAAAAACGUUGGUCUAAUGAAGAGGACGGCAUCAAAAAAUGAUGCGACAAACUUUAGACAUUUUUUUUUAACGAGACUGGAAAUACAUUGGCAUUAAAUGGAUUAAUGAUCGGGACAUUUGGAACGUUUCAUUAAAACGGCUACUAUUUUGUAAAAGGUAAGUUUUUCAUCUUCUACUUGGAUCUUGGCGUUUCCUUCCACCCUCUCAACGUUAGAUUCGCAAGGAAAUUUCAUUAAAUAUAAUGGACUUGGAAUCAUUGUUCUAAUCGUCAAUAUUGUUUGUAAAAAACAAAAAAAAAAACCCAGUUAAAAACUUUUUUCCAAGUGCGGCAUAUUUAAUGCGUAUUUUACGAAUUCAUGUAUCAAUAUUGAUCAUGGUAAAAAAUAUGCGAGCGAAACGAACAAAGUGAACCCCCGAACAACUUGUUUUCUAUAUUAAGCUUUAGACAAUUAUUAUUUAUAUUUUCAAUAAAUAUUUAUUUAUUGAAUAAUAUUUUUUUAUUUGGAUAAAGAAAACGGUUUUCUUUUGCUGUUAAUCUCGGUUAAGUAUAAAAAAAAAAAAAAAAAAAAUUACAGUGUGGCGCGCUUUGUUUGCUUCACUACGCAUAAAUUUAAUCGUUUCACUUUUAGUAGUGAUAAAAAAAAAAAUUACAUGAAACUGCCGUGACAACUUGAGAAUUUUAAAAUGUCACUCUAAAAUUUUUUUUUCCCUUUUUUUUUGCCACAGAGCUGACACAAUUCCCUUUAGUCAUGGUACAGUUUUGGUAAAAUAUUAAUAUCUGUGUAUACUGUAGUCAGAAAUUGUUUUUUAAGAUAAACAAGUGAUUGUGAAUGCCGAUUUGUUAAAAUUUAACAGAAAUUAACGUCGAUGUUUUAUAAACAUGACAAAGUAUAGCAUAUUUAUUUAUAUAUUUGCGCAGUGAGGCAAAAGAAAAAAAAACCUGUAAUAUUGUUUUACAUGUAAAAAAAAAAAAAAAAAAAAAGAAAAUUCGGGACGAAUGUUAUUUAACCUGAAUAAAAUAGGUUAACACAAGGAAACCAUAUAUAGAGGCAUAUUAGACGUUGAAGUGUAGUGUAAAAUCGAUAUGUUUUACAAAAAGAAAAAUUGAAAAAAAAAAAUUUAUGUCGCUAGCGUUGAUAUUAUUCAGUAACAUUCUAUCUUUAGAUUUCAAUGCGCAUCCUCUCGAAAUAUACAACGGAUUUACCAAGUGUAUUCAAACUUUCUAUGAGAAUUUCGCAAUUUUGGCUGAAUUUUCACUCGCGACAGUCUCUAAAAAAUUUUUUUUUUUUUGAAAUAUAAAUAUUUCAAUUGAAAAUGGAAAAUUUUAAUAAUUAACGAAUAAAUUUUUUUUUUCAAAAAAUUAAUUAGUCAGUAAUUGAAAAAUUUAGUAACUUUAAUAUUUUGACACAGACUGACGUGAGUGAAAAUGCCUUUAGGAAAAUAUUAAUUACCCAGUGUACGCGCUAAACAUGAAACACUUAAAAAUAAUUUCUUUCUGUUAUUAUUUUUUUAUUUUAUAUAUAUAUUUUGAAAAAUUCAUAACACAAGUGUUUCUGUAUCAAAUUUUUGUAACAAAAAUUGAUUUACAUUAAUUUACGUGAUAAAACCUAAUUUUAAUAGGUUUCAAAAAAAAAAAAUAAUAAUAAUUAUUUUGAACUUUAAAUGAUAUUGCUUUUAGUUGUGUACGCUUUUUUAAUUUUUUAAGUUUUCGAUUCUUUUUUUAAUUUGAAAAUUUCUUUGGAAAUGAAAUUAUUUAAAGAUUGCUUUUCUUUUUCUAAAAAAAAAGACGUACUCAUUUAGUUUACAAUCUUUAAUUAGCUAAAGAAGACUGAAAUGAGUGAUUGUUAUACAAGUGCAAGACAAAUCUAUUUAAAAAAAAAAAUAAAUAAAAAAACAGAAAAAAUUGUUCAUUAUAAAUAUUGUAACAAAGCAUUUGAAAAUAUUUGCAAAAAAAACUCUAGUUUAUAUUUUAAUUUCCGUACUUAAUUGCAAAUUGCAACAGAAAAAAUAUAUAUAUUAUUUUGUUACACAUUUUCGUAUAAAAAUUUUAAUUUUUAAUUUUUAAAAGUAAAAAUUUAGUUUAAAAAUGGUUCUAAAAAUGUUAUUUUAAACAAAAUUUGGAAUAUUCAUUAAGAAUACAAAAAUAUAUCAACUAAAUAAUAGUUAAAAUUUUUAAUUCUGUCAUUAUGACAAAAUAUAAUUAUUUUUAUAAUUUGUUUUAAGUUAAAAUUAAUUUUAAUUUUAAAUUACAAAGUUUAAUGUAAUUAUAAUUUUUUAUAAUUUUACAAAUUUACAAAAUGAAUUUUUUAUUUGGUUAUUUAUACAAUUUAAUUAAUUUAUUUAAAUUAUUGGUUAAAAUUACAAUUUUUUUUCUAAAUUUUACGUUUCUGAAAAAUUCCGUAAAAAAAAAUCUGACAAAGUUUUAAUUUUCUUUGCUGUCUUAUUUCGCUAUUAAAACGAAGAUGUUAAUUAAUUGAACAAUUUUCUUUUGGUUUUUCUUGUUUUUUUUUUUUUUUUUGGUUAUUUGUUUGCAAUUGUAGUGUAUGUUAUAUUGUAAUUGUUUUCGAAAAAUUGAUUUGAAACAAUGAAUUUUUGUAUAAAUUUCGUGAGAUCGUAUUUUUCGAUUUAACAGGAUCGCUGCAUUGUUGUAGCUAAAAAAAAAAUAUAUAAUACGCGCACUGCAAUAGAUUUUUGGGUUGCUACUAUUUUUAUGAAAUAAAUAUAUACAUAUAUAAAGAAUAUAUAUGUAUGCAUAUGCAUAUAGCAGAGAUACUAUAUGAUUCCAGUUUUAUUGGAAGUAUCGAUAUACGAAGACUUUUAUAAUAAUGAAGGUCCACGAAAGUGACCUUCUUUCUGACUUUAAGAUAUAAGAUUAUUUUUGAUACCUUUGUAAGGAACCCGAGAUAUGUUCAAGCAUUUUAUUUUGAUUUUGACAAUAUUUAUGUUUACAAAAACGGAGAGCAAAAAAAUAAUUUCUUUAUUCCAAAUUGGAAAUUCAAAAUUUUUUUUUUUUUUUUUUUUUUUUAUGUUUAUCAAAAAGAAAAAAAUAUUUUGCUAGAACAUAGCUGAGUUCUUACGAUAAUAAAGCAGUGCAAUGACAUCGUUUAAUCUAUAAACGUUUCGUAUUUUUGUUUUUCUUUUCAAAGUACAUAAAACUGUCUUAGCUGAUAGUAAUCGAUUGUACAAUGAAUAUUUAAAAUUGUUUUUCACGAGAAUAUCUGAAUAUUGUGCAACUAAUUUUUUUCUCUUCAAAAGAGAUUUUUCUUUUUUCUUGAAUGAAAAUGACAAUUUUAGAUAAUCAUAAAAUUUUCUUUGCACUUGUAUUUUAUAGAAAAAUUUUUGGUGGUGUGUGAUUUUAUGUACGAUCGUUUUGUUUUUGUUUUUUUUUUUUUAAUACUCGUUCUUUAAAUUAAAUGACAAAUUUAUUUGAUUGCAAAUAAAUGUUCAAAACGAACAAUUAUUAAAUUCGAGAAAUAAGAAAAAACAAAAAUGUUAAGUGAUCGUCUUUUAUCGAAAAAUUUUUUUUAAUUUACUGCCUGAUAAAAAGAAAAAAAAAAUCAUUUUAUUAGUUAGUUUUUGGUGCUGAAUUAAAGUUGUAAAUUCAGUAAUUUAGUUUUAUUAGUCGUAAAAUUUGUCACUUUUAUUUCAAAAACAAAAAAAAAAAAAAGAAA